This is a messenger RNA of Penicillium daleae, 1599 nucleotides long. RefSeq lists its product as uncharacterized. Lineage: Eukaryota; Fungi; Ascomycota; Eurotiomycetes; Eurotiales; Aspergillaceae. The record is from RefSeq and is a predicted model, not a curated record. Gene Ontology annotation, cellular component: membrane. Bases 1 to 1599 code for a protein of 532 amino acids. The transcript is spliced from 6 exons. Gene Ontology annotation, biological process: transmembrane transport. Gene Ontology annotation, molecular function: transmembrane transporter activity.
AUGUCUUCGAAUGUCCAAGAGAUUCAGGACGACGCAGCCCUCCUGGCCGCGCUCGGCUACAAACAGGAGCUCAAGCGCCAAUUCUCCUUUUUCUCCAUGGCCGCCAACGCGGUCAUUACCGCGAGUGCUUGGACGGCGAUGAUCGGAUCUAUCAUUACUUCAAUCUACAAUGGUGGCGCAUCGGGUUUGCUAUACGCUUGGAUCGUCGAUAACUUCUUCUUCCUCUUUGUGGCUCUCUCCAUGGCCGAGUUGACGUCGGCUAUGCCCACCUCUGCCGGCGUCUAUCAUUGGUCUGCUGCCCUGGCUGGUCCGAGAUUCGCGAAGCCCAUUGGCUUCCUCACGGGAUAUUUCAAUGUGUUGGGGUAUACAUUGGGUCUUGCUUCGCUAUACUCAGUCGCCGGUCUGGAAAUUACUGGUCUGUAUCAGCUGUGGCAUCCUGAUUACAAUAGUCAGCCAUGGCAGGUAUUUGUCGUCUUCGUCGUGCUUACCUGGUCUGCGGCACUGUUUGUCCAGUUCGGUAACAAGAUCUUGCCCUUGUAUACCAAGAUCGGCCUGUUUAUCAAUGUGGGCGUGUGGUUCGUCGUCGUGAUUUGCAUCGCCGCGCUCCCCAAGACCCAUUCCACCAACUCUUUCGUGUGGAAAGAGUAUACCAACAUGACCGGCUGGCCUACGGGCGUGAGCUUCAUCCUGGGUCUUGUAGGACCGGCCUUUGCCAUUGGAACUAUUGACAGUUCCACGCAUAUGGCGGAGGAGAUCCCGAAUCCAUCCAAGAACAUUCCCAAGACUAUCCUGGUUCAAUGGUUUGGAUCAUUCUCAAUGGGCUUCAUCAUCUUGAUUGCCGUCUUCUAUGCGGCUGGCUCUCUCGACGCCAUCUUGAACUCAGCACCGAAUUACCCCGUCGCCAGCAUCAUGGCUCAGUCAUUCAAUAACACGAAUGCUGCCUUUGGGUGUGGUCUGAUUAUCUUCAUCGCUUCCAUCACGGGACAGGUCGGCUUCCAAAUCGUUGCGGUCCGAAGUAUCUGGGCCUUUGCGCGUGACGGUGCACUGCCGUUCUCCAACUUCUUCUCCAAGAUUGACGAGCGCAGCGUGAUGCCAGCCAGAGCUAAUAUCCUAAUUGCUGUCAUUACUACUGCUCUCGGUGCCCUCUACGUCGCAUCGACCACCGCAUUCAACGCCCUCGUUGCAUCCUACGCGGUCAUGUCCACCACCUCCUUCGGUUUCGCAAUUGGUGUCCACCUCUUCACCGGCCGUAAGAGAGUCGCGCCUGGCUGGUUCCACCUCGGCGACGGAUUCCUUGGCUUUUUCAUCAACGGCGUUGCCCUUGUUUAUAUCCUGGUUUCUAACGUGUUCUUCUGCCUGCCCUACAAUAGGCCACCAGUGGAUGCAAAGACCAUGAACUACACCUCUCUGGUGUCCUAUGGAAUGGCUAUCCUGGUCGUCAUCUGGUGGUUCAUCGGUGGUAAGAAGUCAUACAGGGGACCGAAGCUGUCUGGUGAGACCCAGGAUGCUCUCGAGGGAAUGGGCAUGACACCCAGAGAAAAUGGAGAGCAGCAUGUCGAGAGAGGGUCUGUACGUCUGACGGAGAAGGAGAAAUCUUGA